AUGGAAGACGCCGCUGCGCGCGCGCGCCACGAGGCCACCAAGGCAAAGCUCGAGGCGCAAUUUCCGAUACCAAAGUGGUACGACAUCUCACUGCCGCAUGUCGCACCGCCGUCCGAGCGACCGCCCGCGCUGCCGAUGGCCACGUCCCACCUCCAUGCAAACCACCGCCAGCACACGGCCAACGACGCGUUGCGAUCGCCGGCGCGCCUGCAUCGGCGCAAGAUCCAGACGGCGGCAGCAAGUCCGCCCAAGAAGCCUCGUCUCGCACCGCCGCUGUUGCAACAGACCGAAGCCUUUGGGCUCUGCCCUCCAGACGUCCUCUUGAGCUCGUACGACAUGGAGGCGAUGCUGCGCGCGCCGCCCGUUGUCGACGACCGCUGGGCGCCACUUGUCGAGCCGCAACCCAAACCAUCCAGAAAGCGAAGCUCGGUCACCCGCCAGGCGCUGGCCAAGUCCGGAUCGUCCUUUCUGGGCAACCAUGGCUCGAUUCUGGAACGGCAUCGGUCGUCGCAUGUGUGGUCCCACGUCUCGCGCUCGAUUGACGAGAUCUACCAGGACACAGCAGCACUCGUCGCAUCGCCCCACUCGUCCAGCCCCGACCCCCACGACACCAUUGCGCUCGACGAAGCCGAAGGCGACGUCGACGACUCUCUGUCCGACGACAAGAUGGUCGCCACGCCCCACGAGGCCGAGCCCUCCAACAACCUCACAACGACGACGGCGAUGCCAACGAGGCCGACGACCCGACGCCCGGCCACGGAGCUCGACUCGGACCGCCGCAUUGGCACGCCGGGUCUGCGUCGGCGCGAGAGCAUCCGCAAGCUCGUGCACUUUGCCGACGGCCAUUUGCGCAAGAAGAUAUUUCGCGGCUGGUCAACGAUCGAGUUUGCCUUUUCCGGCGGCGACCUCACCCAAGUUCAAGUCGAGAAGGUGCUGACGAGCCACAACAUUUGCGUGACGCGCCUCGACCUCGAGCGCGUGCACGCGACGAUCGACGCGGUGUUUGCCAAGUCGUUUCGAACCAACCGAUCGACGAUCUCGGUCGACAUGCCCGAAGAAGCGACACCGCACCUCGACGUGCCCGACGAGCCGAGGGGCGCCGCGGUCGAGGAGCUUAACAACAACGAUUGCGACACGCCCAUCGCCACCGACGCGUCCAUGACGACCGACGCGUCCAUCGCCACCGACACGUCCAUUACGACCGAUGCAGUCCAUGUGCACGUCAAGGAUGCCAACAGCAUCAGUAGUGGCGUGCCACACACCGUGUCGUACGAGCUCAUGAUGGACCUCUUCUACCCGCACGACGAAGCCGAAGCGGCGCAGUGGCUCUUCGAAAUGGAGCUCGAGCGCCAGGCGCAGCUCCAGGAAGAAGACAUGCGCAAGCAAAAGCUGCUCGAGCUCGAGACCAAAAUCAAGCGGCGUCUCGCCGAGUCGGCACAGGACAUGUGGCGCGUCAUCAAGAUGUUUGAUUACAUGCACACGUACUGGCCAUCCCAAGCCGUGGCCGAGGCCACGACGCAGCGCUUCCAUGACCUCCUCUUUGAAACGACGAAGCGCAAGAAGCACACGUUGCAGUGGGACGCGGCCACCGAGAGUGCCGCAGUCGUCCCGCAUGCGUCACCCGACGAGCCAUCCAACGACGACAGCGAGACGGUGACGUUGUCGUCGUCGUCACUCGUGACAAAGCACUCGAUCGGCCACGUGUUCAAAGCGCUCCUCCAAUGCUUUGCGCGCAACAAAUGCCUCGAGGACCUGGAGCUCGACCAAGCCGCGCACGUCUUCCACGAUAUUGCAGCCACGGUGCUUCAGAAAGGCGCCGUGCGCUUCCUCGAGCGGCGGGCUAUCUUCGACUGCCCCGAACGCCAAGCGUUCCUUGCCUACAAGCUGACGAAGCGCGUCUUUCGCACGUGGCGGGCCAACGUCCUUGAAUGCAUUGGCCGUCGGCGCCUCCUUCUUCGCAAGUUUGUCGCGUGGAAGUACCUCAUGACGUGUAGCAAGUGGUACCGCGAGCUCUUCCGGCUCUGCUUUUGGCCGCUCCACGUCUGGAAACGCUGGACGCAGUUUGUGAUUAUCUCGCGCGCCAAAGCGAUAUUUUUGAAAAACGUGUUUCACGAGUACUAUCUGCUCCGCCACACGCGCGCAUGGCAUCGAUUCGCUCUCAAGAAGCGCGCUCUGUACGCCGAGCUCGCGACGCGCAAGCAGCGCCGGGCCCUCGCGACGCUGCGAAGCAUUGUCGACGUGUGGCGGCCAUGGGCGGCCUACGGCCAGCGUGUGCGCAAGAUUUGGCGCAAGAACGGCCUCACGCUGCACCUGCACACCAAGUUUUACACGACGAAACUCGCACUGUACCUCUGGAGGUACUUUACGAUGCUGCACCGGGACAUGCGCCGCCGGCAGUACGUGUGUCUGCAUGGCAUGCUGCAGCGCCAUCGACGAAAGGAGACGUUGACCGAUGGUGUCGAGAACGACGCGGUGCCGCUCACCCGCAUCAUGGACUCGCCGAUGGGCCAUAAGAUCAAGCACAAGACGCGUCUCCACGACCUCUGCAUCACCACGUACAUCAAGUACCGCAAAAAAGACCGGCUCAACACCCUCGCCAAGGCGCUCGUCUUUCAGCGCAUUGGCCCGAUCGUCUUUCGCAUCCUCUGGCUCUACAAGGAGAAGAAGAAGCGCAGCCGCCUCGUCUCCAUGUUUGGCGUCUUCAACGUCGUACGCCACCGCUUCCUCUGCUGGCUGCGCUUUGCCAUGAUCAAGAAACAACACGUCGGAUUGUUGAGGUUUCCAUUGGUGCUGCCGGACGAGCCGUCGUCACGGACGGUCGGGCGCGCGCUGCAGUGGCGCCAAGACAAGGAGUGGCGCGACCAAGGGCUGCAGGAAGCUGCGUGUGAAGCCAUGGCCCUCCGCGACGCCAUCGAGGCGCUCCGUGUAGCGAGAGAAGCGAGCCAUGCUCGGUUCCUCCGCCGCGAAGACGAGAUCCGCGAUAUCAAGCUCGCCGAACAAGGCAUCCAGGACGACGAGCAAGGGAAGACGCUCCAAAUGACGUCGCAGCUGCACCACUACGCCAACCAAAUCAUCCAUACACGCGUGCGCAAGCUGUACGAAGUCAUUUGCCGCGCGUUCGACAUCUUUGAAGACCAAGCGCGCGAGCACCUACUCAAGUCGACGUUCCGCGCGCUACGGUUGCCCGCGAUGUCCAAGAAGAUGACACUGCUCUGUCAUCGAUGCCAAUUGCGCAACUGGAUCCGAUUGGCCAAGCGGUAG
Saprolegnia parasitica CBS 223.65 is the source of this 3261-nucleotide messenger RNA. RefSeq lists its product as hypothetical. The record is from RefSeq and is a predicted model, not a curated record. Bases 1 to 3261 code for a protein of 1086 amino acids. Lineage: Eukaryota; Oomycota; Saprolegniomycetes; Saprolegniales; Saprolegniaceae. The transcript is spliced from 9 exons.